Messenger RNA from Nanorana parkeri, 4077 nucleotides. It is a transcript of the gene CACHD1, whose product is annotated as cache domain containing 1. Gene Ontology annotation, molecular function: voltage-gated calcium channel activity. NCBI's taxonomy places the organism in Eukaryota, Metazoa, Chordata, Amphibia, Anura, Dicroglossidae. The transcript has 27 exons. The record is from RefSeq and is a predicted model, not a curated record. The coding region runs from base 6 to 3788 and encodes 1260 amino acids. Gene Ontology annotation, cellular component: voltage-gated calcium channel complex.
UGGCGAUGGGGGGCUCCGCUCUGUGUCUUCUCUGCCUGGCCGCUCUGUGCACCGCCGGCCGGAGCGACUCCGACUUCUCCAUCCUGGACGAGGCUCAGCUGCUGGCCGAACACAUGAGGAGACUGGCCAGCGAGGAGCUGGGGGUGCUGACCAUGCAGAAAAUCUUCAACUCGUUUGUAUAUACAGAGAAGAUUUCCAACGGAGAGAGUGAAGUGCAGCAAUUGGCCAAAAAGAUUCGGGAGAAGUUUAACCGCUAUUUGGAUGUGGUGACCCGCAACAAGCAGGUGGUGGAGGCGUCCUAUACCGCCCAUUUGACGUCCCCGCUCACUGCCAUCCAGGAUUGCUGCACAAUCCCGCCAUCAAUGAUGGACUUUGACGGAAAUUUCAACACCAAUGUCUCCAGAACUAUCAGCUGCGACAGACUCUCCACGACGGUGAACAACCGAGCGUUUAAUCCUGGGAGGGACCUAAACUCCGUUCUUGCAGACAACCUGAAAUCUAACCCCGGGAUCAAGUGGCAAUAUUUUAGCUCCGAAGAAGGAAUUUUCACCGUGUUCCCAGCGCACAAGUUCAGGUGUAAAGGGAACUACGAGCACCGCAGCAGACCCAUCUACGUGUCCACGGUGCGGCCGCAGUCGAAGCACAUAGUGGUCAUCGUGGAUCACGGAGCUUCCAUCACGGAGCCGCAGCUGCAGAUAGCCAAAGAUGCUGCAAACGUUAUUCUAAACUCCAUCGACGAGCAUGAUAAGAUUUCUGUCCUGACUGUGGCGGACAUGGUGAGGACCUGCUCCCUGGAUCAGUGCUAUAAGACAUAUCUGUCCCCGGCCACCAGCGAGACCAAGAGAAAGAUGGCCAGCUUCCUGGCCAGUAUGAAGUCCUCGGACAGCCCCACUCAGCAUGCUCACGGCUUCCAGAAAGCUUUCCAGCUCAUCAAAAGCACCAACAAUGGCACAAGGAUUCAGCCAAACACGGAUAUGGCGAUAAUAUACCUGUCGGCUGGUAUAACUUCCAGGGAUUCCUCAGAAGACGACAAGAAAACCACACUGAGGGUGAUCAGCGAGGAAAACAGCCAGCUGAAUAACUCGGUCAUGGUUCUCACCUAUGCCAUCAUGAACGAAGGAGUCACUGGACUGAAAGAACUGGCCUUCCUCCGGGACCUCGCAGAGCAGAAUUCAGCCAAGUAUGGCGUGUCCGAUCGGAACGGUCUGCCCAUCACCAAAGGAAGCAUGAUGGUCCUCAACCAGCUCAGCAACCUGGAGACCACCGUGGGGAGGUUUUACACCAACUUGCCUAACCGCAUGAUCGACGAAGCAGUGUUCAGCCUCCCGUACUCAGAUGAGAUGGGUGAUGGACUGAUCAUGACGGUCAGCAAGCCUUGUUAUUUUGGAAACUUGCUCCUGGGAAUCGUGGGCGUUGACGUUAAUCUUGCGUACAUCCUCGAGGACGUUACCUACUACCAGGACUCCCUGGGCUCGUACACAUUCCUCAUCGAUAACAAAGGUUACACUCUGAUGCAUCCCUCGCUCACCAGACCCUAUCUAUUGGUAGAGCCUCCGCUGCACACAGAUAUCACACACUACGAGAACAUACCAAAGUUCGCUCUGGUUCGCCAGAAUAUUCUCAGCCUCCCCCUGGGCAGUCAGAUUAUUACAGUGCCUGUGAAUUCCUCGCUGUCUUGGCACAUCAACAAGCUGCGGAACCCUGGGAAGGAGGCGUAUAAUGUCAGCUACGCCUGGAAAAUGGUUCAGGAUACCUCGUUCAUUUUGUGCAUUGUGAUGAUACAGCCAGAAAUACCAGUGAAACAGCUGAAAAACCUGAACACGGUUCCCAGCAGCAAGCUCUUAUACCAUCGCCUCGACCUGCUGGGCCAGCCCACCGCAUGCCUUCACUUCAAACAGCUGGCAACUCUAGAAAGCCCCACUGUUAUGUUGGCUGCCGGCUGCUUCUCUUCUCCGUACGAGCAUCUGAGUCAGCCCGAGACCAAGAGGAUGGUUGAACACUACACGGCGUACCUGAGCGAUAAUACUCGUCUCAUUGCGAAUCCAGGACUGAAGUUCUCUGUCAGAAAUGAGGUCAUGGCUACCAGUCACGUCACCGAUGAAUGGAUGAGACAGAUGGACAUGAGCAAUCUGAACAGCUACAUUGUGCGCCGUUACAUAGCAACGCCCAAUGGGGUGCUGCGGAUCUACCCCGGCUCUCUCAUGGACAAAGCGUUUGAUCCCACCAGGAGACCAUGGUAUCUUCACGCUUUAGCCAAUCCUGGCCUCAUCACUUUUACUGGACCGUACCUGGAUGUGGGAGGAGCAGGCUACGUGGUCACUAUAAGUCACACUGUCCAGUCUCCCAGCGGUCAGGUUUCAGCCGGGUAUACGGUCGCCGUGAUGGGCAUUGAUUUCACCCUACGGUACUUCUACAAAGUGCUCAUGGAACUUCUUCCUGUCUGCAACCAAGAUGGCGGCAACAAAAUAAGGUGCUUCAUCAUGGAGGACAGAGGUUACCUUGUGGCGCAUCCUACACUCAUUGACCCUAAAGGCCAUGCUCCAGCGGAACAGCAGCACAUCACUCACAAGGAGCCCCUCGUGGCAAAUGACAUCCUGAACCACCCCAACUUUGUCAAGAAAAAUCUCUGCAACAGCUUCAGCGACAGAACCGUGCAGAGGUUUUACAAGUUUAACACCAGCCUGUUGGGUGAUCUCACCAACCUCGUUCAUGGCAGUCACUGUUCCAAGUAUCGCCUGACUAGGAUCCCCGGGACCAAUGCAUUUGUUGGGAUUGUGAAUGAGACCUGCGACUCGCUGGCUUUCUGUGCCUGCAGCAUGGUGGACCGGCUGUGCCUUAAUUGCCACAGGAUGGAACAGAAUGAAUGCGAGUGUCCUUGUGAGUGCCCCCUGGAGGUCAAUGAGUGCACUGGCAACCUGACAAAUGCAGAAAGCAGGAACCCGAGCUGUGAAGUCCAUCAGGAGCCAAUGACGUUUACCAUGCUCGACCCAAACCUUCAAGAAGCUCUAUUUCAGUGUGUCAACACUGGCUGUACCCAAAGAAUGGAGAGCAGUUACUGUUUCGGGGUCCUUGACUGUGAGUGGUGUAUGGUAGAGAGUGAUGGAAAGACCCACCUAGACCGUCCGUACUGCGCUCUACAGAAGGAAUGUUUUGGUGGCAUCGUCGGUGCUAAAAGUCCUUACGCAGAUGACAUGAAUACCAUAGGCGAUGAAGUCAUCACUCUGAACAUGAUUAAGAGUGCCCCAGUCGGACCUGUAGCCGGAGGCAUAAUGGGCUGUAUUAUGGUUUUAGUCUUGGCUGUCUAUGCAUACCGUCACCAGAUCCAUCGGCGGAGCCACCAGCACAUGUCACCUCUGGCAGCUCAAGAAAUGUCUGUCCGCAUGUCUAACCUGGAAAAUGACCGCGAUGAGCGUGAUGACGACAGCCACGAGGAUCGCGGAAUCAUCAGUAACACCAGGUUUAUAGCAGCAGUGAUGGAACGCCAUGCACACAGUCCAGAGAGACGACGGCGAUACUGGGGGCGAUCGGGUACAGAAAGCGAUCAUGGUUACAGCACGAUGAGUCCGCAGGAAGACAGCGAAAAUCCGCCGUGCAAUAACGACCCCUUAUCGGCGGGGGUGGAUGUCGGGAACCACGACGAAGAUCUAGAGCCGGACACCCCUCCGCAGACUGCAGCUCUCUUAAGCCACAAAUUUCACCACCAUUACAGACUGCAUCACCCGUCUCUCCACCACAGCCACCACCUACAGGCUGCCGUCACUGUGCAUUCUGUAGACGCGGAAUGCUGAUGAACUUUUGGGCCGUUGAGGCGCCAGCCAAUCACAGACCCUAUGUGCCAUAACUGCCUUUUUUAAAAGCCCCCCCACCCCAGGCAUUUGCUGCCAAUGGUUGCGAUUUUGUGGACAACUUCAGAGUGGGUGCUGACCCUUCCAAAUCUAGUAUUUAAAUAGAAAGUGGCUAUAUCACCAUGGAAACUAGAGGGUCUCAACUGCAACAAAAGAAGGGUCUAGGACUUUUUUUUUUAUUAAGCUGGAAAGAAAAACUAAAACAGACGACAAUAUUUGUUUAGAAAAAAAG